Owenia fusiformis is the source of this 589-nucleotide messenger RNA. Lineage: Eukaryota; Metazoa; Annelida; Polychaeta; Sabellida; Oweniidae. The record is from the annotation of a GenBank genome assembly.
CAGACCGGAAGUAGUAAUGGCGGCAGAUUUCAAGCCAUCGGAGUCGGAAACGCUUCGCUUUUUAUCAUUUUUGCCUCAUAAGCUGAGACGGAUUUUGAUGCCGUUUCAACAAGAAGGUAUACGAUAUGCCAUAGAAAAGAAUGGGAGAUGUCUCAUUGCUGACGAGAUGGGUCUUGGUAAGACACUCCAGGCUUUGUCUGUGGCUCGCUACUACAAACAUGAUUGGCCAUUGUUGAUUGUGGUACCUUCAUCAUUGAAAUACCCCUGGAUAGAUGAGAUAGAGAAGUGGAUGCCUGAUGUUCAACCUCAUGAAAUAAACCUUGUGCAUUCUUCAGUUGAUGUCAAUGAAAUAUCUGAAGCGAAAAUCACUGUGGUUACCUAUGGAUUGCUACAGAGGCCAAAGAGUAUACUCCUUGAGGCACUCAUGACCCAGAAGUUCAAGGUCGUCAUACUGGAUGAGUCUCACUACAUAAAGAACUCUAAGUCUAUAAGAGCGAAGUGUAUUGUCCCCAUUGUGAAACAGGCUGAGCGUAGACUGUUGCUCUCAGGAACCCCAGCAUUAAAUAGGCCAGAAGAGCUCUAUUCCUAA